Messenger RNA from Colletotrichum tamarilloi, 987 nucleotides. RefSeq lists its product as uncharacterized. The record is from RefSeq and is a predicted model, not a curated record. Bases 1 to 987 code for a protein of 328 amino acids. NCBI's taxonomy places the organism in Eukaryota, Fungi, Ascomycota, Sordariomycetes, Glomerellales, Glomerellaceae. The transcript is spliced from 2 exons.
AUGAAACUCCCCAUCGUAGGCCUUUUAUUCUCACGCGGUUCUGCGCCCUUUAGCAAUUGGAACGACCGCGCUCAAACAUUCGGAGCCUCACCGCCCACGGUCUUCGAUAACCAAUCCAUCGAGAUUCUCCAACAGGCAAUAGCAGAGCCCAACGCCACGCGUCAAAUAUCGUUCCGCCCCUUUGAGGUCUUCUCAGGCAACGCUCGGCUGCUCGGACAAGACGAAUGGACAUGGCGCGUAAACAUAUCCGACUUCAGUCUUCCCCACCUCACCCAAAACACCACAGAGGCAAACCUAGGCCGAAACAUCACCGAACCGCACUACAUCGCCACCUCAUACUCCCUAUCCUGGCCCCUCGGAGGAAACCUUUCAUCCAGCGGUCUCCGCGGCUCUGAUUCUCCCUUUUGCGUAACGUCUCUAGACGUCGAGUUCUCUCCCAACGUCACCAACCUCUGGACCGAGGAGAAUGGCAACAGCACGGACUGCGAACCCGUCCUAGGCGAAGCAUGUCUCGAAGCCCUCCACGCCUCCGAUAAAUCCCUCACCCGAGAUAGCUGCGACGGAAGAAUGCCCUCGUGGAAGACUAUCCCGGAGUGUAAUACCACGUUCGGGUAUGGUGCCGUGAUUUAUGGAGCUAGGACGAGUAACCUCAACCCCAACGUAACGAGUAAUUCCACCCCAACGACGGGGGAGAGCACGUCGCCGGUCGCAAGUGGGAGUGAGAUUAUGGGGUUCGGGAGCGGGUUGGUUGAUGGCGGGGAUGCGAGGGAAGCGUAUCUGAAUGCCUCGAACCGCGUGCAGAUUCUGAUUUUCAAUACGUGGGUUGGGGAGGAGCGGUGGAAUAUCAAGUUGGCGAGGCCGAAUAUUCACUGUAUGAGGGUGAAUUCGACUCAGGUUGCGACGAGCAGCGCAUUUGGCUCGGUUUCUUCGAGUUGGGGGCCGUUGUUGGUUGCUGCUACGGUGAGCAUAUUCAUAUUGCUAGUUUAG